Pestalotiopsis fici W106-1 is the source of this 1587-nucleotide messenger RNA. RefSeq lists its product as uncharacterized. The record is from RefSeq and is a predicted model, not a curated record. The transcript is spliced from 2 exons. Bases 1 to 1587 code for a protein of 528 amino acids. NCBI's taxonomy places the organism in Eukaryota, Fungi, Ascomycota, Sordariomycetes, Amphisphaeriales, Sporocadaceae.
AUGUCCUCCAAUCUAUGGGGAACCAAGAAGGAUCAAGAUGACGAGGACCACCGCAACGGCGCCGGAGGAGCAGCUCGAGACUCUGAGGACAUGGACAGGGCCCCAGAUGAACACACUCGCCUGCUGCCGAACCGCCUCGAAUCGACGCAUUAUCUCAGCCCCGACGACCCGGCUGUCUCGCCGUACAAUUUGUGGUCUGUCCGCUUCUUGCGGUAUCUGACCAUUUUCCUGACCUUGGCCACCUUUGUCUGGUGGGUUAUCCAGCUCGUCUCGCAGUUUGUCACGCUGCCUGGCUUCCACACGAGGGGCUCCGGCUUCUUCUCCUUCAGCUAUGCCAGCAUCACUUUGGCCAAUCUGCUGUUCACCCUGAUUUUCUUUGCCAUCCCGGCAAAGGCGGUGCGCAUCAUGAGUAUUCUCAUGGGCGCGUUUUUGCUUAUCGACGUCAUUUUGGUCACGGCAGUUGACAAGACAAGACAUGAGGAAGGUUGGGUGGGAAUGGUCAGUAUACUAUGGGCAUUUGUCAUUGCCAUAUGGGUCCUCGCUACGGACCGCCUUGUUCUCUGGGGAAAGAAUGAAGAGGAGGAACGGCUUACUGGACGGGCUGAAACCCGACGGAGCCUGGGCGAAUGGACCGCGGUCCUCAUCUCGACCAUUGCCAUGGCCAUUUUCAAUGUUGUCCUCUUCCUCAUGACUUGUACACUCAUCCUGCGCGCACUCGACGCCGGCUUGGCUCCUCCAGGCAAGUUGUAUGCCGUCGAUGACGACAAGUACCAUUUGCAUGUGUUCUGCAAAGGAAACAGCACCGACGCCAAGGGCACAAAGCUGCCGACAGUCCUCUUCGAGGCCGAUGGACCGGUCGAGCACGGUCUCUGGCAAUUCGCCGAUGCCGCUAUCAACAAUGGCUCCAUUAGUCGAUACUGUUUCGUUGACCGUCCGGGCUUUGCCUGGAGCGACACGGCGCCCUCCCCUUCCUCCGCCGGCAUGGUCGUCGAGGCUGUCAGUGAGGCUCUGGCUCGUGCGGGCGAGGACGGUCCCUGGGUCCUCGUUGGUUCUGGCGCUGGCUCCAUCUAUUCGCGCAUCUUUUCUGCGCGCCACGGCGACACCGUCAAGGGUCUGGUCUUGCUCGACCCUUUGCACGAGGACCUGCUUGGGUUGAUUGGUGCACCGGAUCGAGGAUUCCUCCUUUGGCUCCGCGGCAUCUUGUCGCCGCUGGGCCUCGACCGGGUCCCUGGCGCUCUGUUCAAGGGCCGCAACAAGGAAGACCGCGUUUGGGGCCAGUCGGCCUACCAGACCGGCAAAUACAUAUUUGCCAAGCUACAGGAGAAUCUGGUGGCGGAAUCGCUGACCAAGCGCGACGUUGCCAGCAGCCGUGCCAUCCAGUAUCGUGACACGCCCCUGACUGUCAUUAGUUCCGGGCAGCAGGUCCGUGAAGACGACGAAUGGGAGAAGAAGCAGCGGGACCUCACGCGCCUGACUGGCAAACUGCGCCACUGGGACAUUGUGAAUAAGGCGCCGCAUGAGGUCUGGCAGACAUUCGAGGGUCGCGAGACUGUCGAAAAAAGGAUGAAGCAAAUGGUUUACGCUUAA